Molecule: messenger RNA, 1243 nt
Organism: Colletotrichum destructivum
Lineage: Eukaryota; Fungi; Ascomycota; Sordariomycetes; Glomerellales; Glomerellaceae
Product: Putative Zinc finger, RING-type
Exons: 1
Coding region: 273-842 (189 amino acids)
Source: RefSeq, a predicted model, not a curated record
GUCAAUGUCGUGCCAUAUCUGCAAGGCACGAUUAGCUUUGCCAAAGUCAGUGUAUCUCUCCUGAAAGGGUUGCUGCCAUUUCCCUCUUACCUAGUCGGGCCCUUGAGUUUUCUUUGUUCCUUCAUUACCGCUCGACCGCCGUUUGCUCAACAACAAAGGACUUGACCUAGCCCUGAACUCGUCGUCCUAGAGAUCUUCGACAACCCCCCCCUCCCCUCCGGUCUUGCCGCUUUCUUUAUAGAGAGGCCCAUGUUCCUUUGCUGCUGGCGACGAUGAACAUUUUUAAAUCCGUUAUGCGUAAGCAGGAGAUGGCGUCCAAUCCCGCUGCCGACGACACCUGCUGUGCGAUAUGUUACGAAAAGGUCGGCGAAGUCAAGGAGGAGGGCGACCGGGAGGUAUGGCGAUACCUGCCCUGCGGCCACCGCUUCGGCGGCGACUGCAUACAACACUGGCUCGGCGUCGCCAGCGUCGAUGAGCCGCACUGCCCGUGGUGCCGGGUGAGCAUGCGAUGCGACUGCGGACACCCUGUGGUACCAACGACGAAGCCGACGCGGAACUACAUGUACUGGGGUUGGAUGCCGUGCGAAAUAUGCCACGCCCAGCUCCAGCGUUCUCGCAAGACCUCGAAAUACUUCCGCGGCCAGCUCCUGCCGCGGCUCAACUCGCUCAUUCACUCGCUCGACCACAACAUGGCCUCCAUUCCAGCCGAGGUGCCCAAGGAGCAGGAAGAGACGCCGACCAAGGAGCCAUGGGAGGACCGCGAAGUGUGGAGGAAGAAGUGGACGGAGCAUUUUUUGCAAGAGGAUCGCAAGGCGUCCGCGUCGAAAUCGCCUAGGAAAUAGCAACCGUUGUAUCAUGGCGAUGCGGGCAUUCCACCACAGAGCAGCAAGACGGGGUUGGUCAGAGUGAAGGACUCGGCCACGACUCAUUUUUUCACCAAGUCGAUUCUGUGAAAGACACACAGCAUUUCAGCGGAUGAAACAUUUGGCAUCAUGACAAGUCGGUCCUAAGGUGGCUGUUCAUCGGCCGCGUCUCACAGAGGACAAGAUGGGGCAAACGGAGAGAGAGAGAGUGAGAGAGCACCGGAGGCAUAUUCGGAUGGGAGCAUGAUAACUUUUGACGAAGCCGCAUAAGGCUAUGAGAUACAGCAGAUGGUAUAGCUGACGGAUUUCAUAUGUCCAUAUCCGCAAAGAUUUCAUUUUUCCGCGCUCCAUGACAUACAUUCACACAGCCUUGAUCAUUC